Rotaria sp. Silwood2 is the source of this 243-nucleotide messenger RNA. Lineage: Eukaryota; Metazoa; Rotifera; Eurotatoria; Philodinida; Philodinidae. The record is from the annotation of a GenBank genome assembly.
AUGCAAUUUAAUGAUCAAACUACUCAUCAUUAUUAUCCUAUUCAUAUGUCUUCAACUCGUCCACUACCUCUAUUAAUACCCACAUCAUAUAUUCAUUUACGCUCUCAUGUUAAUCAAAAACCUAUGCUAUAUGGUACUGCACAACGAAAACAUUCACAUCCUUAUCGAAAAUUUCAAUCAGGUACAACAACAUUUUCUGGAUAUACAAAUAUAUCUAAUUAUAAGAAAAAUAAUUAUUUUUGA